AUGACACCAGCUCUUCUCACUGCCGUGGAUUCUACCUCCCACGUUCACCUUAUCAUUGGAUCGAAUCCCCUCGCCGCAGCCAGAUGUACGCGAUCCGUCCAUGUCGGCGCGCGGCCGAAACUAAUUGCACCUGCAAACGCCGAGCUGCAUUAUAGUGUGCAAAAGCGCAUUGAAGAUGGCGAGGUGGAAUGGAUACAACGAGAGUUUCAGGAGGACGACCUCCAGCAGCUGGGCAGAGAAGAGAUUGACCGUGUAGUGGACGCAGUGUUUGUCACAUUAAGCCCAAAAGAUCCAUUGAGCGCACACAUCUCAUCUCUUUGCCGCCGCCUUCGUAUCCCAGUCAACGUCGCUGACGCUCCUAAUCUCUGCACAUUUACCCUUCUUUCCACACAUACCGAUGGCCCUUUGCAGAUUGGCAUCACAACCUCUGGACGCGGGUGCAAAUUAUCGUCUCGCAUUCGGCGCGAAAUCGCCGCUGCAUUGCCCAAGGGGCUUGGUGACGCAGUCGAACGCUUAGGUACGGUGCGACGCAGAAUAUGGGAAGAAGAUCAUCGAAGCAAGGCUACAGACGGCGGCGAGCUCGAAGUCGAAGAAGACGAGACCGGUCAAAGCGCGACAUUCAAUCAACUUGUACAACCCGAAGACGAAGAUGCCAUUCGUUCCCGGCGGAUGCGCUGGCUCAGCCAAAUCUGCGAAUACUGGCCUUUACGCCGUUUAGCCAGUAUCUCUGACAAGGACGUUGACGCUGUUCUGCAAAGUUAUACUGGCCGCCGACCAAGCCACAAGGAAUCAGCAAACGACCUGACAAGGCGCGGGCUUAUGGUCCUCGCGGGCUCUGGGCCCGGCAACCCCGACCUCCUCACGACCGCAACCCACAAGGCCAUUCUCGCCGCGGACUUGAUUCUUGCCGACAAACUCGUGCCCGCACCCGUUCUCGACCUCGUUCCGCGGCGGACACCAGUGUACAUUGCGCGCAAAUUCCCCGGCAACGCAGACAAGGCGCAAGAAGAGCUUCUGGAAAUGGGCCUCGAGGGUCUACGAGCCGGCAAAGUUGUCGUUCGUCUCAAGCAAGGAGACCCCUACAUUUAUGGCCGCGGCGCAGAAGAAUACGACUUUUUCCGCGCACAUGGAUACACACCUGUAGUUUUGCCUGGCAUUACAUCUGCUUUUUCUGCGCCCUUGUUCGCCGCCAUCCCGCCUACCCAUCGCGGCGUCGCCGAUCAGAUUCUUGUUUGUACCGGUACGGGUCGAAAGGGCGCGGCUCCGGAUCCCCCGGCCUAUGUCAAAUCCCGAACUGUCGUCUUCUUGAUGGCCCUGCACCGCCUGGGAGACUUGGUCGACUCGUUGGUUAAUUUCAAGCCGACCUCGCCGGUGUCCUCCACCGCUACAGGAGCAUGGCCCGCGUCUACGCCCUGCGCGGUCAUUGAACGCGCCAGCUGUCCCGACCAGCGCGUCAUCAGGACGACUCUCGAAUACGUCUGUGCCGCGGUCGAAGAAGAAGGCAGCCGGCCGCCUGGAUUGUUGGUCGUGGGGAACAGUUGUGACGUUUUGAUGCCUAUUCCGGCCACAAAAAGAAAAUGGGUCGUCGAAGACGGAUUCAAAUCCUACGACGACUUGAUGGCCGCAUGCACCGGCGUGGGCGACUUGUCUGCAUUGGAUUCACUAAAGGAAGUUGAAGUCCAGCCCGAGUCCUAG
Xylona heveae TC161 is the source of this 1695-nucleotide messenger RNA. Its product is annotated as putative siroheme synthase. Gene Ontology annotation, molecular function: uroporphyrin-III C-methyltransferase activity. The record is from RefSeq and is a predicted model, not a curated record. Lineage: Eukaryota; Fungi; Ascomycota; Xylonomycetes; Xylonales; Xylonaceae. The coding region runs from base 1 to 1695 and encodes 564 amino acids. The transcript is spliced from 4 exons. Gene Ontology annotation, biological process: sulfate assimilation; siroheme biosynthetic process.